AGGCAGGCCCCGUAGGCUGCUUUGGGUCUCUUCUCGCCGCUAAGCCCGCGGCCCGACCCCUUUGCCGCCAUGCCCAUGAAGGGCCGCUUCCCGAUUCGCCGCACCCUCCAGUACCUGAGCCAGGGGGACGUGGUGUUCAAGGACUCAGUGAAGGUCAUGACGGUGAACUACAACACGCACGGGGAGCUGGGCGAGGGUGCCAGGAAGUUUGUGUUUUUCAAUAUACCUCAGAUCCAGUACAAAAAUCCUUGGGUCCAGAUCAUGAUGUUUAAGAACAUGACGCCAUCUCCCUUCCUGAGGUUCUAUCUGGAUUCUGGGGAGCAGGUCCUUGUGGAUGUGGAGACCAAGAGCAAUAAGGAGAUCGUGGAGCACAUCAAAAAAAUCUUGGGGAAGAGCAAGGAAACCCUGGAGGAGGAGGAGCAGGAGAAAAAGCAGCUUUCUCACCCAGCCCACUUUGGGCCCCGGAAGUACUGCCUGCGGGAGUGUAUCUGCGAGGUGGAAGGGCAAGUCCCCUGCCCAGGCCUGGUACCAUUACCCAAGGAGCUGACAGGGAAGUACAAAGCAAUGCUGAAGGCCAGCACCCAGGACUGAGGCCCCAGGCCACACCCAGGGAAGCCCCUGGUUUUGUCCCUAGAGGGACUCUGAAAAAACUCUCUGCCAUAAGAGGAUCCCCUUCACACAGCUGUGUGAAAGGACAUGGGAGGGUCGGGGGAGGAUCUCCGCUCUAUCAGGUCAAUAAAAGGCUUCCUGGUCUCCAGCACGGUGGUGUGUGUCUGGUCCGAUGGGCACGGGAGAAAGGCCUGCGUGGGGAUGGGGAAGGUCUAAGGCCACAGCCCGCUGACAUCCCUGUGUUGGUCCUGCUGCCCUCCCCUGGUCCCUGUUGGCUUUGAUUCUUCUUCUAGGCCCUGCUCGGGAGUCAGGAGCUGCUGGGGUUGGAUCUGGUAGGAUCUGGCUGGAGCUAGGUGGUUCGCAGCGUAAGUCCCCUCCACUCAGGCUCUUUGGGCUUUUUCAGAAAUCCCAGGGCGAGCCUUGCAUCAGCGCUCACCUUUUAAAACUGAAGCCAACCCACUUUCCUCCCAAGAGGUCUGGCUGCAAGUGGUGCAGGAGGCCCCGUGACAGGCACAGAUGAGACCAGAUGCCGCCUCUCGCCAGCCCUGGGGCCCACUCACAGGAUGCAGUGCUGGUGCGAGGCCUGGCUCUGGAGCAUCUGUGCUGAUAGCCAGUGUCGUCGGGCAGCCCAGGGUGCUCUGCUCUGGAACCGGCUGCCUGGCUUUUCGACCUCCACACCAAGGAGUACACACCAAGGGCCUCUCCACCGGAAAAGGCCACACCUUUUCUGCUAAAGGUGUUUACAAGUCCAGUGGGCCAGCACAUGGACUCUGAGAGAUGUCUUUUAAAAGGGCUGGUAAUGCAGUUACAUUUUAACAGAGAGGUCCAAACUACAGGUAAAAACUAUGGUUUGUACUAUGGAAAAAUGUGCAGCUUUUCAGUUAUAAAACUAGUUGAACACUGGUUUACAAGAGAAUGGGGAGAACAGAGACUGUAGAAAAAUAUUCCAGCACUUGGGCUGUAUGUGGCAGCAGCAUCUGAGUCCAGGGAUGCUCUGGUCGUUAAAAUGGGGAGUGAGUAUAUGAUCCUAAGACAAGCCAUUUGUAACCUAAAAGUUACUACUUCCAAAUGUUAUCCAAAUAUGAAGCUUAUCACAGUCUGUCAGUUGAUAAAUGUUGCCGAACAUUUUUUCCCAGUAUUUACAGCAUUAGUUUCUAUGCUGUAUGUAUAAAUAUUGAGACACCAGAUUAUUGGCUUCAGAACUGAAAGCCUAGCUGGGCUUUAAAAGUAUCUCAGGAAUUCCCCACCCCCAAGAUACUCUUAAGUUCAAAGUUUAAUUAUUCUUAGAUUGCUGUUAAAAUAUACCCUCCCCAAAUGAAAAUGUUUAUUCUGAAGAUUCAUUUAGAGACUGUCAAGCUUCCUCUUGCAUUUUAACUGGAAAGCCACCUUCCAUAGCUUGAUUGUCACAACAGGCAAGGGUCAAAUAAGCAUUGUUGGAUGAGGCCAGUGAAGCAGCAGGAGCUUUUUGUUUGUUUGUUUUUAACAUCCAAUAGAGGGGAAGCUGAAGGCUAAAUGACCCACGGUCUCACAAAAGGCACUGAGUACUAUGGUCUCAAUGAAGUGUUUUCAAACUAUUUCAGUAGCUUAUUUAAAAAAACAAACAAACAACAAACCAUCACCAACAAAAAAA
Messenger RNA from Lontra canadensis (Northern American river otter), 2239 nucleotides. RefSeq names its product mitochondrial ribosomal protein S25 (gene MRPS25). NCBI's taxonomy places the organism in Eukaryota, Metazoa, Chordata, Mammalia, Carnivora, Mustelidae. The record is from RefSeq and is a predicted model, not a curated record. Gene Ontology annotation, cellular component: mitochondrion. The transcript has 6 exons. Gene Ontology annotation, molecular function: structural constituent of ribosome. Bases 70 to 591 code for a protein of 173 amino acids.